Molecule: messenger RNA, 3157 nt
Organism: Leucoraja erinaceus (little skate)
Lineage: Eukaryota; Metazoa; Chordata; Chondrichthyes; Rajiformes; Rajidae
Gene: tmem231
Product: transmembrane protein 231
Exons: 7
Coding region: 88-1017 (309 amino acids)
Biological process (GO): cilium assembly; regulation of protein localization
Cellular component (GO): ciliary membrane; ciliary transition zone
Source: RefSeq, a predicted model, not a curated record
CCGCCGACAUCGGUUGCCCCGGGAAACUAUGGCAACCCGCGCGCGCCAAUCCGAACCGACAACUGACUGAAAGAAGCUGGUUUAAAGAUGGCCAUUUAUGAAGUCUUUACGCAUCCCUCGCUAAUUCGGUACAGGACAAGCAUUUUCACAAAAGCAACGCUCUUUCUGCUGAUAGUUUUGGCGCUCACGUACAUCUCUCCACUUUUGGUUGCCUAUAGGAGUCACGGAUUUUGGUUAAAAGUAAACACCUAUGAAGAGCAGCCAAAUGUCCGAUUCCAGUACCAAGUUUUAAUGAUAACUGCAACCAGCACAAGUGGUGACUUUGUGGCAUGGAGUACAUAUGAAAAUUUUAAUAAUCUACAAGGGGACCAUCUUCGAGUUCCAUUAGUGACAGCAAUGGAGGAAGACAAAAAUCAUGAUGGGAAAAUGGAUCUUCUGAAUUUUCGUCUAGAGCUUCCACUUCAACCAUCUGAGCAUGUAUAUAGUGUGCAAUUUCUUCUUACUUUUUCAUAUCAGCUUUUUAGGAUGUCGACAUUCAUUAUGCAGAGUAUGGCAUAUGUCCACUUCUCAUCUCCCAUUUCUGGAUCUCAGCUUACUGUGAUUGGUGACCUAAAGUUACAUCAGCAAGAGCCGCUUAAACACAGAGGACUUGAUACACGCUACAAUAUUUCAGUGGUUGACGAUGACAGCCCAUUUGCCAGUUCCUAUGACCUGGUCGAUAUCACUGCAUCAUAUCAAGAAAGAAAUGUAACAACCGUUAUUGCCAAUCAAUAUACGGUUUGGACACCAAUCCGAGCUGCCAAUGCCCCAUUUAUUAUUAAGGCAGUCAUCAAAUAUCCCAUGGAAAUCAUCACUUAUCGACCUGGUUUCUGGGAAAUGAUAAAGACUGCUUGGAUCCAAUAUGUCAGCAUUCUUCUUAUCUUCUUGUGGGUCUUUGAAAAGAUCAAGAUAUUUGUCUUUGAAAAUCAUGUAUUAACUGCAACAAUGGUACAACCAUAUAAGCAGCACCUGUCUUAACCCAUUUUUUAAAAAAAAGGACAGCUGGCAAGGAGCUCCAAAUAUCAUUACAAAGAAACAAUAGCAAUCAAUAAUCAACAUCUUGCAUCACCAUUUGAUUCUUAAGAUUGAUGUCCUGUUAUCUGUUGACUUAAGUGUCGACUUUACUUUGUUUUACCUGUAUGAACUAAAGGGUAAUUACAUCAAUAGGAAAGGUACUGCGUCAAUCAUCAAACAUGUUCCCUCAACAAACAUAUUGGUGAUAAUGUUCCGCAUGAGGCGUCAUCUUCCUUAUUUUAUAAACAUGUUCUUUUAUAAAGUAUUUCUCCAAUUUCUCUUUAUUGCAUCAAUGUUUGAAAUUUAUUUGUAUCCUACACGGAACGAGAAUGGUGAAGAACACUAACAAAUAAUUUGAUUUGCACUGUUGUGGUUCCAGUUAGUUCCCACAAUAAUGCUCCACAAUUAUGAUUUCCUUUUAGUGUCUAAAUGAAAUUGCACGCCAUUCUUGGGUUAUGGCAGAGUUCUGUACUUUGAACAGUUGAAAGAUCAGAAAUAUGGUCGGAAGCAGAGUUCCCUCAUGGCAGAAAAUUCUUGCAGAGGUGGGUUGUCCCAUAAGAAUAUAUAAUGUGGGGAAGCCUUUCUAAUCUUGUUUUGUAUUUCUUAAUAGAAAAGUUGACAUUUACAAAUUUAACCUGAGCUUAUCUCAAGCUAAUGAUAUUCUUUUGAAAGAUGUUAAUGCAGACGAGGCUGUAAUUGUUAUUGACUUUAAAAAAAAAACUGUUGCUGAUCCAGACAGUAUGUCUCAAGAAAAGAUUCACUAAUUAGAAUGUAUUCAUCCAUUCUGGAUUUGAUGUGGCAUUAUUCUAACAAGUGUCAAGAAUUGUCACCGGCAGCCCUACAACAGACAUCAAAUCCAUCCCGCUGGUUUCCCAAACGAUCCUUUGUAUGUAUUGGCUGGGCAUAAGCCUGGCGCUCAUUAACUGGGCACAAGCUGUAGUGGGCAUACUACUUAAAGUUAAGGCUGACACUCACUCUUAGGAUAAUGUGCUGCCUUUCAAAUGUAAGGCCAAGCAUCAAAGAUUCCUUGGUGCUAUUUUGGGGAAAGAAGCGACCAACAUUAAUCUGUCAAUUAACAAAUCGAGAGAACCAGUGAUCACAUUGCUGCACAAACAUCUUGUGUACAAUACAAUACAAUAAUACUUUAUUAGUCAAAUAUGUUUUGCAACAUACGAGGAACUUCAUUUUCCAAGUCGGUCAUCCACCAGAGUGACUCCUCCACAUUCCUCACUGUGAUGGAAGGCAAAAAAAAGUUCAAUCUCUUCCCUUCUUUGUUCUCCCGCGGUCAGGGGCCUCGAGCCUUCCGUUGACGGGACAAUCUUACCCCCGUAGCCGGCGGUCGAGCCCUCCGCAUCGGGGCGAUCAGGGAGGGGGAUCUCAGCUCCUCCGUGGUGAUCGGACCCUGGGUUAGGGCUGGUCAAACCUCUGUGUCAUUGGAACUCCCUGACUCUGUCUCUCCAGAGACUGUGAGCCCUUGAUGGUAAAAUCCGCAAGCCACGGUUGGACCGAUCCCAGGCAAGUGAUCGGCCCCGAUGGUAAAUCCAUGCCCCACGGUGAGGCUCAAAGUCAGUUCCGAGGAGGCCUCCAGCUCCGGAGAGACGACCUGAAAACGAAUCGCAUCAUUUACACAAACUUUAAAAACACACUGAAAUAACAAAAAAAAGACGAAAAAUAAGACAGAUCGAGGCUGCCAAUCGUACAGCACCCCUGGUGGACAAGUUGUUUCCCAUAUUAGAACAGUAGCCAUAGUUGAAACCUUCUUCAGUGGCUCUGAUGCCCUUUGGGGUCUUAGACCACAAAAUGCAAAUCUUAUUUUCUUUUCCAUAAUGACGUUUAGUGAGAUUAUAAAAAAAACAUCAAAACUUUCAAUACAAACUCUGGUUAGGCUGGACCUUGCAUUUAAUGUUGCUACAACUUUUAUUGUAUGAUUACCUGAAUUAGAGCGUACAAUGACUGCUGAUGUAAUUUCAGAAAUGUUUGUGUUAUAACCAUUUUGGAAGGAGAAUGUACAGUUUCACACCAUAUUCAAAGCUGCUGAUCCUUUUGUACAAUACAUUGAGUGUGUUUGCAGAUGUCAUGAUUAAAGAAUGAUCUAAUGCUGUUA